Messenger RNA from Branchiostoma belcheri (Belcher's lancelet), 3988 nucleotides. Its product is annotated as low-density lipoprotein receptor-related protein 2-like. Bases 1 to 3549 code for a protein of 1182 amino acids. The record is from RefSeq and is a predicted model, not a curated record. Gene Ontology annotation, molecular function: protein binding. The transcript is spliced from 17 exons. Gene Ontology annotation, cellular component: plasma membrane. NCBI's taxonomy places the organism in Eukaryota, Metazoa, Chordata, Leptocardii, Amphioxiformes, Branchiostomatidae.
AUGGCUCCCGGCUUGAUCCUACUCAUGUCCCUGAUGUACAUCGGCCAUGCCUCCCUUCAUAUUGCCGACGGAGACGAAGAGUGCCCCGCCUUGGCAUGCAAAACGACUAACGACUGCAUCGAUUGGGCAGAAAGGUGUGAUGGAUUCAUAGAUUGCUUUGACGGCUCGGAUGAAGAGUGCACGGCUCCAGAUUGUUUGUCGCCCGACGUUUUCGGCUGUGGCAUUGCCCGCCGCUGCCUCUCUCUCGCUGUGGUAUGUGACGGUAAUAAUGAUUGUCCAGACGGUUCAGAUGAAGAAAAUUGUACAGCGUGUCCCUUGCCCAACUACUUCAUGUGUGAUAGUGGUGAAUGUGUACACCCAGGAUUGCACUGUAAUGGUGGUGAUAAUUGUAAAGAUGGUUCAGAUGAAGAAGAUUGCAUCAACAAAGAGUGUUACAAUCCCGCUGAUUUCAAGUGUGAAAGUGGUAAAUGUGUCCCCCCAUACUGGCAGUGUAACGGUGCUGAUGAGUGUGGAGACGGUUCAGAUGAGGAAGAUUGUAUAAACAAAGAGUGUUACUACCGCGACGAUUUCAAGUGUGAUAGUGGCGAAUGUGUAGACCUACACUGGCAAUGUGACGGUAGGGAUGACUGUACAGAUGGUUCAGAUGAGGAAAAUUGUACAGCGUGUCCCUGGCCCAACUACUUCAAGUGUGAUAUAGGUGAGGAAUGUGUCGCUAUAGACUUACAAUGCGACGGUUAUGAUGAUUGCCCAGAUGGUUCAGAUGAAGAAUAUUCAUAUUGCACCGUGUGUCCCUUGUCCAACUAUUUCAAGUGUGAAAGUGGAGAAUGUGUCCCCCCAUACUGGCAAUGUGACGGUGAUGAAGAUUGCGACGAUGGUUCAGAUGAGGACGACUGCAUGAACAAAGACUGUUACAACCCUGGGGACUUGAAGUGUGGAAGCGGGGAAUGCAUCCCUCCACAGCGACAAUGCAACGGUGUGGUCAAUUGUGACGACGGCUCAGAUGAGGAAGAUUGCAUAAACAAAGCGUGCUAUUUUUUCGAUUACGUCAAGUGUGACAGUGGACAAUGUAUAGAUCCAACCUGGCGAUGUGAUAGUAAGGAAGACUGUGAAGACGGUUCAGAUGAAGACAAUUGCUGGAGCGAAGUGUGUGAUCGUCCCGCCUUCAGGUGUCAAGGUAGUGGAGCAUGUAUCCCUGAAGAUUGGCUGUGUGACGACUUAAACAAUUGUCCAGACGGUGAAGAUGAGCAAGAUUGUCUGAGAGAGUGUACCACAACCGACUAUUCAAGUAAUAUCCGGCCAGAAUGGCAUUGUGACGGUGUGACUGAUUGCCACGAUGGUUCCGAUGAGGAAAGCUGCACAGCCGAUGAUUGUCUCUUGCCCAAGUUUUUCUGUGGACGCCGCGGUUACUGCAUCGAUGGUACAAUGCGCUGCGAUGGCGUCGGUGACUGUUACGACGAGUCGGAUGAGAGUGGCUGCGUGUGUACCAGUAUGGAGUUCCGAUGUGAAGACAGCGGCGAAUGUGUAGCACCAUCUGCAGUGUGCAAUGGUAUCAUCGACUGUGAUGAUGCAUCGGACGAGCUGCUGUGUCAGUCCUGUGCAGAGAAGGGACUGUGGCAAUGUAACGGCGGUGAAUGCGCCCAGAACGCCUCGUUGGAGUGUGACGGGGGAUGUCUGCCGAAAUACCGCGUCUGUGACGGGGUGGAGGACUGUUCCAACGGAGAGGACGAGAUGAACUGUACAGCCGGAGGUUGCGGUGCUGGACAGUUCUCCUGUACAGACGGGACGUGCCUGUUGGAGUCACAGCUGUGUGACAACCUGACGGAGUGUAGUGGAGGGGAGGACGAAGAAGACUGUGGAGAAGCCAAACCUCCUGGAUUCCCGCUUGGUUUGGCCAGCCGGUACAUUCCCGAUGUCUUCCUCACCGCCAGCUCCAACUACAAACCAGACUUCGCCCCGAUCCAGGCUCGCCACACGCCUUUAACUAUGCCAGGAUACUGCUGGGUACCAAAUUCUGUGGUGGGCCAAUGGCUUCAGGUUUACUUGGGCAAGACGACUGACGUCACAGGGGUGGUGAUCAGUGGAGGUGGGUCGAACUGGGACCUGGGCAGUUGGGUGACGUCAUUCACUCUAGCCUUCAGCAUGGACGGCGCUUCGUGGGGACCGUACACAGACAGCAGUGACAACGUUCAGGAUUUUCAAGGAAACCGAGACCGGUACAACAGAGUUAGUCGCCCUCUCCCAGUUCCUGUGACGUCACGCUACAUCCGUCUGUACCCGACAGGCUACUAUGGCUGGGUUGCCAUGGGGAUUGAGGUGUACGUCACAAACGACGAAAACACGUGGCUGAAGCAGGACCAGUACGUCCCAUUGGGAGUUGGACUUGAUCCCGACGAUCCUGGUACGGUUCCGAAGGUUCCCGACCUCGACGUGAGCGCGUCAUCGCGAAGGGACGACUUCUUCCCGUGGCAGGCCCGUCUGAACAGCGGGGAGGGGCAGCAGCAGGGGGCGUGCUGGUCUCCGGCUCUGCGCACCGACACGGACCAGUGGCUGCAGAUUAAGCAUGACAGAGUGUACGAAGAAAAGUUUCUGUCGGGCUUUUUUGACAGAUGUGUGCCGUGGGACUAUAACUAUGGAGACAAACCUAUUUACGAAGACGUGCUACAGGAAGAGUGUGGACUUGUGACCGUGAAGUUGGAGCAUCUCGGAUGCUUGGAAAUUGACAGCCAGUACAGUUCGUGUGGGGACGAUGAGGUGUACCACGAUAGUCAGGCCUGUGACGGCACAGAAGACUGCUCAACAGGGGAGGACGAGGCAAACUGUGACGAGUGUGCGAUGGAAUGUCUGACGGUUUUAAGUGACUCCUGCAUCCCGAGUGGAUGGAUCUGUGAUGAACUACAGGACUGUUUAGAUGGUAGAGACGAGCAGGGCUGUGUGCAAGGUGUACCCAAACACUGCUUUUUCACCUGCGGUAACAACGUCACCUGUCUGCCGACAAGUCAGCUGGGGGACGGGCGUCAGGACUGUGCUGGCGGCGAGGACGAACGACCCAGCAACAUUGAAGAGUCCCUGGGAUACAAGUGGGGCUCCUGCAGCCACAACUGCACGUCUGUCUACGGUAACGCGUCAUGCGUUCCUGACGCGUUCGUCUGUGACGGUGACGCGGACUGUUCGGAGGAAGAGGACGAGCAGGACUGUGAUCGUGUAGACUUCUUCCUCCGUGAGACAGAAGACUGCGGGACGUUCUACUGCAGCCUGCCCGGCUCUGUGGACCCGUACUGCGUGCACGGUCAUCUCAUCUGUGACGGACACCCGGACUGUGCGUCAGGGGAGGACGAGCAGGGCUGUGGCGGUAACGCGCCGGGCCGCAUGUCAACUCAAACCGGCACCACGGGGAGCAUCGGACCGACCGUAGAACCGACAAGUGGUCAAGGAGCGUUCCAGGAUCAAACAGAGCUCUAUGAAGUAAACUGUGGGCCCCAGGACCAGCCCAUGACUUGGAUGACAGCGGCUGCACUGGGCGGUCAGAUUCUGUAUCGCAUGACUGUCUAAUCUAUACAAGGCUUUGGCUGUAUGAAACAAAACAAAAUUGUUUGGAAAAUCUCUACAAGACAGGAAAAUAGCACGUGGCCUAUAAUAGUCUAGCCUUUGUAAGUGUUCGUCCUAAGUUUUAUAUUAAGUUGUUGAUAUUACCCGACAAUUUGCCAGAUAACCAGAAACGGCCAAACCAAUAGUGUAGCAUAGCAUAGCACCGUACUAACACGUACUAAUAAUAGAUAUUGAAGUUAGUCUUAUUGUACACAAGUUAUGUAUGAUUUAAGAGUGAAUUUUCAUUAAUGUAUCUUAUGAUUGAUUAUCUAGCUCUAAUUCUAGUUCUGUGUGGUGAAAAUACACAUAUCCGUAGCAGCGUAUCUAUCUAUUCUUUAGUGUUUUGCUUUUAUCGGUGUAGACAUUUUCAAAACGCACGCAGAAUUCGUGAAAUAUUAUGUUA